AUGAUCGCUUGGGUCGUUUCUGCUAUUCUUGGCUGGAGCUACUUUAUUGCAUGGUCAUUGUCCUUUUAUCCCCAGGCAAUAUUAAACUACUCGACCAAAAGUGUGCAGGGCUUAUCUCUUGAUUUUGUAUGCUUCAAUGCUACUGGAUUUCUCUGUUAUGCCAUCUACAAUGUUACACUCUAUACGAUCCCGCUAGCAAGGAAUCAGUAUCGUGAUAGGUAUGAUACAGAGGCAACUGUACAACUCAACGAUGUUGUGUUUUCAGUGCAUGCAUUAGUAUUAUCAUUCACUGUUUUCUGCCAGAUGAUUGCAUGGGGCCACCGAUCCACUCCAAAUCCAACCCUCUCUUUAUGGGCAGUCCUUUUUCUUACAGCAGUCUUCAUGGGCAGUGUGAUCAUCAUGUUUCUAAUCAUGUGGCCAUUCACCCACGAUACAUUACAAUUUUACAAAAACUCGGCAUAUAACUGGCAAUGGAUAAAUUUGUUGGAAUACUUUGCUGCAGUCAAGAUGCUUGUUACGCUCGUGAAAUACACUCCGCAGGCUUUGAUGCAUUAUUACAGAAAAUCAACUGCUGGUUGGAGUAUCUGGAAUACCCUGAUGGAUUUUUCCGGUGGGAUUUUAUCACUUUUGCAAUUGGCGGUUGAUGGUGCCAACUCGAGCGAUUGGACUGGCAUAACAGGAAACCCAAUCAAGUUGGGACUCGGAUGUAUUUCAAUCUUUUUUGAUCUGGUGUUCAUGUAUCAGCACUAUAUACUUUAUGCCAAUCGACAUGUUCAAAUAGAGCUGAUUGACGACGCUGAAGCUAAUAGACUGAUUGAGCAGGAUGAACAGGAUGAAAUCGUACCAACCUCUACAUAUCCAGUAAUCAGCUCAGAUUCAAUUUAG
Batrachochytrium dendrobatidis JAM81 is the source of this 885-nucleotide messenger RNA. RefSeq names its product cystinosin-like protein ERS1. The coding region runs from base 1 to 885 and encodes 294 amino acids. Gene Ontology annotation, biological process: L-cystine transport. The transcript has 4 exons. Gene Ontology annotation, cellular component: vacuolar membrane. Gene Ontology annotation, molecular function: L-cystine transmembrane transporter activity. NCBI's taxonomy places the organism in Eukaryota, Fungi, Chytridiomycota, Chytridiomycetes, Rhizophydiales. The record is from RefSeq and is a predicted model, not a curated record.